UUGCAUCUGAUGGGGUACAUCAUGUACUUUGACGAGGAUAUGGGUCUGGAUGGUCCCCAUCGCUUCAAAGACCACACAAUCAUCAUUGACCCACAAUGGGUCAUCUAUGCCUUCCGCAGACUCAUCACAAACCCAAAGAACAUUGAAGGCAGAGGCUCCAAGAGAAUGGUGAUGUGGGAAAAUUAUGUUACAGAUGGCCAACUCACCACACCCUUCAUUAAUGAGUUGUGGAGGGGAGGGAAAGAAGAAAUGGACAAGGAAGACUUCUUACGCUACAAAGAUACUCUACUCAUGGUAAUGGAGAGACUGGGACUCCUAGCACCUCCUGUAGCCUUCAGGUCCCACACAGACUGCCCUGAAAAUCUAGAUUAUUACAUUGUUCCAAGCAUGUUGUCUGAUGUUGAUCAGACAUGGGUGGACAAUGUCCUUGAAUCAGAUUCCUUACAGAGAACGGCAACACUUCGUCUUACAUUAGGAAAACAGUUCAUCUCCCUUCCAGUCUUUCAUAAACUGCUAGCUGCUUGUUUGACCAGAUUUAAAAUUGCAUCAAAUCUGGAUGUACCAGAAAGCAACCACAAGAUGAACUGUAUCAAGAAAGGUUUCGGCUGUUUAGAAGUGACAGCGGCCUGGACAAUGAUUUUGUCAUAUGACAACUCAGCGAUCAAUGUAAUACUGUUUACAUAUAGCAAUGAUGACUCCUGUAUCAAAGCAGGUGUGGGAUUGAAUGUGCGCACAUUCCUAGAAGAAACAAUUAUUGAGGUCCUCAGACUGCAGGGACAAAACACAAAAAAUCUUGCCUGCAAGUAUUUUCUUUGCUUAGGUACCUCAAAAGCAAAUCAAAAGGUAAAGUUUGUGCGCAAGGAAGAUAUUGACAAUAUGGGACAAGAUGAGCAAAUCUUCCAAGCAGAAGGUAGAUAUCUGCGAAAGACAGACCUGAAGCCCUGGUUCUGUAGCGAGGAGGAGGUGGGUAAUCCCAUUCCAGUGGCAUAUUUCCUGCCGCCACAUUAUCAGAACCUUAGCCCAAGCGAUUUACACCUGUCACGGAUCAGUAGCUGUAUGAGCCUGAAGGACAAAAUGAGUUUUGGUUUGGAGCUAGGACUUGAGAACCACCAUAUCACUACCAUCCUGAACGACUGCAAAGGAACGGUAGAACAGGCCUACCAAAUUUUGGCUAAGUGGAAGAUGUUGCAUAGCAAGGGCAAGAUCGGCGACAUAAUCAAGGCCAUGAAAAAGCUGGGACUAGAUUGUAAAUUCUUCUACAAAAAGGGGAAAGUGUUUGACUGAUCAGGCAAUUCAGACAACAUGUUCACAUUGACAAGUUUCAGUUGAAGAAUCUGAAAUAUUCUGGUUGUGCAGUUCGCCAAUAGGUGCCUGAAACAAAGCAUGCUGAUUGGACUGUUUCACAAAAGGUUACUAAUAGGUAACACAUUCUGAUUGGAUAGUUAGCAACAGGUGACAUUCUCUGAUUGAACGGUUCAUGACAGAAAACACUAUUGGAUUGGACAGUUCAACCAAACUGUGACUAAGAUAUAAGACAAUGUGGUCAGACAAUUCAAUACAAGUGACUGAGAUAGCACAACAGGAUUGGCAGCAGCUUCAACAGAAGCUUCAAUGUAU
This is a messenger RNA of Mizuhopecten yessoensis (Yesso scallop), 1617 nucleotides long. RefSeq lists its product as uncharacterized. Gene Ontology annotation, molecular function: protein binding. The record is from RefSeq and is a predicted model, not a curated record. The transcript has 3 exons. Bases 10 to 1284 code for a protein of 424 amino acids. Gene Ontology annotation, biological process: signal transduction. NCBI's taxonomy places the organism in Eukaryota, Metazoa, Mollusca, Bivalvia, Pectinida, Pectinidae.